This is a messenger RNA of Harpia harpyja (harpy eagle), 1757 nucleotides long. RefSeq names its product aldo-keto reductase family 1 member B1-like. Gene Ontology annotation, molecular function: aldose reductase (NADPH) activity. NCBI's taxonomy places the organism in Eukaryota, Metazoa, Chordata, Aves, Accipitriformes, Accipitridae. The transcript has 10 exons. The record is from RefSeq and is a predicted model, not a curated record. Gene Ontology annotation, cellular component: cytosol. The coding region runs from base 325 to 1179 and encodes 284 amino acids.
GCCGGCCCCUGGCAGCGGCCUGGGCGAGCUCCUGCGCCGCCGUGGGGCUCUGCCCGGGGGCGCGGGUCGCCGGGGCCUGGGCUGAGGCCCCUCUGCUGGGCCGAGCCCCGCUGGCCGGAGGGCUUCUCGUCCUCGGAGCGGUGUGGGGAAGCGAGGAGGCCGUGGCCCGGCUCUGGAGAGCUGUCCUGGUGUUGGGGCCUCAGCUCUGCAAAGGCGCUCUAGAGCCCUGCCUGGGAGUGGGGUUGCAGAGGAACGGCUGGAGGCUGGCUGGAAGCUCAGCUGCCUCUGCCUGAGUCCCCACCAGGGAAAGUGACAGCUGCAGUGAUGGCAGCUAUUGAUGCUGGCUACCGUCACUUUGAUUGUGCCUAUGUGUACCAGAAUGAAAAUGAAGUUGGGGAUGGGAUCCAGCAAAAAAUCAAGGAAGGUGGUGUGAAACGAGAGGACCUCUUUGUUGUCAGUAAGCUAUGGUGUACAUUUCAUGACAAGCCUCUGGUGAAGGGAGCCUGCCAGAAGACUCUUGCUGCCCUGAAAUUGGAUUACCUGGAUCUCUACCUCAUCCACUGGCCUCUUGGUUUUAAGGCAGGAGAGGAGCUGUUUCCCACAGAUGACAAAGGCAUGUCUAUACCCAGCAACACGGAUAUUCUACAUACAUGGGAGGCCAUGGAAGAGCUGGUGGAUGCUGGUCUGGUAAAAGCCAUUGGAAUCUCCAACUUUAACCAUGAACAGAUUGAAAGAAUCUUGAACAAGCCGGGACUGAAAUACAAGCCUGCAAAUAACCAGAUUGAAUGUCAUCCAUACCUUACCCAGGAGAAGCUGAUCAAGUACUGUCAAUCCAAAGGUAUUGCUGUGACAGCAUACAGUCCCCUUGGUUCUCCUGACAGACCAUGGGCUAAGCCAGAGGAUCCUUCCCUUCUGGAUGACCCCAAAAUCAAAGAGAUUGCAGCCAAGCACAACAAAACACCAGCACAGGUUCUCAUUCGGUUCCACAUCCAGAGAAAUGUGAUUGUGAUUCCCAAGUCUGUAACACCACAGCGCAUUGUGGAGAACUUCAAGGUGUUUGACUUUGAAUUGACUAAAGAGGAGAUGGCAACUAUUCUCAGCUUUAAUAGAAACUGGAGAGCCUGUGCAAUGAGCACGUGCAAAACUCACAAGGACUACCCUUUCAAUGCAGAGUACUGAAGAUGGUUUCCUGCCUUUCUCCAGACUUCUCAGAUAUACUUCUGCUGUUGCCUAUGAGUUGUCUACGUAGCUUUCUCACUGCAUCAGAUGCCCCCCCUCUUUUUUUCUUUUUUUUUCCCCCACAGAGAUGCAGUAUAUGUACUCAGUGACUUUGUGUUGUUUUCUUUUUUGGAAGAAGGAAAUGCUAAAAUGCUUCUGAAGAGCACACUGUGUGGACUAGUAGAUUGUCUUUGCCAAACUGCAUGUCUGGAACUGGUAAGCAGAAAACACUGAGAAAGUUUGAACAAGCAGUCACUUUUAUUUUGGAAUACUGUGAAUUGGAGCUAGUGACUAUUGUCUGGAAGGACCAGGAUAUUGGCAGAUUUUACAUAAUUAAUGAAGUCUGCUUUUUUCUGAUACUUGUGGGUUUGGUUUUGUUUCUUUUUGUAACACUCCAUGCUUUUUUCUCUAAUUGGAAGCACAAGUUGAUUUUGAAGUACAGCAGUUUCUACAUGGGUAGCUCUUUGAAAAGUGUAUAGGUCCUGGUUUCUUGGUGAUAUAAAAGCUGGUUUUGCUUAUAAUAAAAUACAGUUUCAUUA